AGACUGUCUGCACCUCUCAAACAGCAGUAUGCUAAGGUACAGUACACAUCUGAAGCAAGGUCUUUGAUAGGUUGGGUGGAUGCAGUUUAAAAGAGGAGUUACAGAUCAUAGUCUUGACUAUGAGGAGCUGUUGGGUUCUGGUCAGUAUAAAGAGAGUUAUCGUGCUGACAUGAUCCGCUGGGGUGAGAUGAAGAGACAGCAGGACUCCGGCUUCUUCUGUAGACUGGCCAUCAAACAUGCCACACAGCCCAUCUGGAUAAUCAGCGAUUGCAGAAGGAUGUCAGACGUGCAGUGGUUCCAUGAAGAGUUUUCUGAUAGAUGUAUCUGUGUUCGGGUGGAGGCUUCUGAGCAGACGAGAUCACAGAGGGGCUGGAGAUUCACCACAGGUAUAGACGACGCUGAGUCCGAGUGUGGUUUGGAUGAGGGUGUGAAGUUUGACUAUAUCAUUAGGAACGAUGGAGCUGAUGACGUUCUGGAGAAACAGCUGGAGGAUCUACUGUCUUUGAUCAAGUCACGGGAGGACGAAUCAAACGCACAAAACAACAUUAAACCAGAAAAAUAAAAGCUGCUUUUUUGCUAUCAGUUCGUAUAUCCUGUUCACUGGAGAACUUGCAAACUCUUCUGUAUUUUAAUGAAUGGUUCUCGUCAUAAUUUACUCAGCCUCUUGGCAUUCCAAAAAGUGUCUUGUUAUAUUCUUUUUGUAACAAAAAGGAUCAUUUUUGCCUUGAUUUUAUAUAUAUAUAUAUAUAUAUAUAUAAUUUUGUAUAUACUUUUUUUUUGAUGAAUGACGAUAAAAAAGUAUUAUGUUCGAUACUUUCGGUGUACAAUAUUAAUGUAUUUAAUUAUACAAAUUUCAUUUUCAUCCUUGAAACACAUUUUCACCCGCUGAAACACAUAAAAGUUGUCCAUAUAAUUUGUGUGUUUUAUUCCAAAUCGUCUGAAGCCAUACAAUAUCUCUGACCAUUUAUUUUUUAAAUUCCUUAUUUCCAAAAAUACUUUUGGCAUCAUCGUCAAAACUGGGACAGGGUGCAUCAACAUGCUUUGAAUAUGUGCAAGGGCAAACUAGAGUUGAGCUAUAAUUCAGAGUGAAAGUUCUUUAAGGGUUUCACCUAAAUGUUAAAAAAAGAAAUACAUUAGAAAUAUCAGGAUAGGGAUGCACAAAUAGUGUAUAAACCAACAUUUGACAAUUGCGAAAGUGACUAACAUUUAACAUACACUACACAACUUUUAAAGUUGUCAGAUUGGUGUUUUUUCACGCUACACAACUGUCUUUUUUCCGAUGCCUAAGAGAUGUUUGGGUCCACAAUGCAUGACCUGUAGUAUAAAAUGUGUUUUGACUGGAACCUGCUUAAGUGACAACAGACAGUUGUGUAGUUUGAAAACAACAGCAAUCUAAGUCGUCGUGUAGUGUAUGUUAAAUGUUAGUCACUUUCCCAAUUGUCAAAUGUUGGUUUAU
Molecule: messenger RNA, 1456 nt
Organism: Onychostoma macrolepis
Lineage: Eukaryota; Metazoa; Chordata; Actinopteri; Cypriniformes; Cyprinidae
Gene: pmvk
Product: phosphomevalonate kinase
Exons: 4
Coding region: 80-562 (160 amino acids)
Biological process (GO): isopentenyl diphosphate biosynthetic process, mevalonate pathway; cholesterol biosynthetic process
Cellular component (GO): cytoplasm
Molecular function (GO): phosphomevalonate kinase activity
Source: RefSeq, a predicted model, not a curated record